CGCGCACACCGGAAGCAGACGCGUGUGACGUACCAGCAGCUUGUGACUUGCGAAAUGGAGACAGGAGCAGUUCGUGGGGAACGAGCCGCUUCUCCUUGACUGUUUUUAGGCGUGAAUAAAAAGGAGAAGCGUCGACCGCGCUGGACGGCAACGCAUCGGCCGAUGUACGUCUCGUGAAAAACGAAGCUUUAAAACGCUCUUAAAGUCACGGAGGAGGAACGUCUGAGUGACUCGGUGGUUUUCUGCUGACCAUCUUCUCGGAGGAUGAGUCAUCCGCUCAUGACAACCAGAGAAGACACAGUUGGAGCCUCUUCAUUGAUUUCUCCUCUCUUUGCAGUGCAGCGCUCGGUAGGAUGAUCAGCAACCAAGAAAAAGAUGAGUUUGUGGCAGUGCGGGUUCAAGAUCCCCGCAUGCAGAAUGAAGGCUCGUGGAAUUCAUAUGUGGAUUAUAAAAUAUUCCUCCAUACCAACAGUAAAGCCUUCACAGCCAAGACGUCCUGUGUGCGUCGGCGCUACAGCGAGUUCUCCUGGCUCAAGAAGAAGCUGCAGAAGAACACUGGUUUGGUGCCCGUCCCAGAACUUCCGGGAAAGUCCUUCUUCUUCUUCAGCAGCGAGGACUUCCUGGAGAAGAGGAGGAAAGGACUUCAGGCCUUCUUGGACAACGUGGUGAACAUGACGGUGUGCCUGUCGGACAGCCAGCUGCACCUCUUCCUGCAGACGCAGCUGCCGGUCGGCCACAUCCAGGACUGCGUGAACGGUCACACGCCGUACUCCGUGACGGACGCCAUCCUCACCUACGCCUCGUCCAACCGGGGCUACGCUCAGGCCCAGGAGGAGGACGCCGUCAAGGCGCCGAGUUUGACCGUUUCUUACGAGUCCAUGGAGAGCCCAGCUCCUCAUCAACCCAAAGACCUCUUCAGCUCCGAGCUUCUGUUCUGCGGUGACCCAGACCCUCCAGGAGGUUCACCGGAGAUCUGCGAAGGAGACGCAGUCGAGCUUCAGAGCGAGGAGAGCUCCUCGGUGCGGAUCGUCCAGAAGGACGACCGCCUCCAGGCGGAGGCCAUCUUCUUUCUGGGUGGCAGCCUGGACGACCUCGAGGGUCUCGGCCUCGCGGAACCGACGCAGCAGAGCAGCUGCUGUCGGACCCGGAUCCAGACACCGGCGGAGGUGCACUCGCCCGUCGGGGCCGGCCUGCUGGAGGAGGAGUGUUGGGUAAGAGAGGAGGGCGCAGACGAGACGGGUCCUCAUCCAGACUCAGAGGAGGAGGAGGAUCAACGGGAAAGUUCUGGACAGGCGAAGCCGGAAAAUGUCGACUCGGAGCCCGAAGAAUUUGCGAACUCCGCGGCAAUGUCAUAUUUUAUGGACCGCGACUUUGAGGAACGGGGAACCGAGAGCGACACCAGAUCUCAGGAGGAAGUCCUGGACGUGGUCUGCGGCGAGCCGCCGGUUUUAGAAGAGUUCAAGAGCCCGGACGGACGAAGCGACGAAUCCCAGAGCAAAGCGGAGACGGCGCUACCGGCGGAAAUCCACCAAGAGACUCUCGAUGUGCUCGGCGUCCCCGGUGACCUCGUUCAACAAGCGGACCGGGCGGAUCUGGACGCCGCCGAGGACGGACACUCGUCUUCCAACGAGAGCAUCGCCAAGGUCAGCGACGACGAAAGCGUCAGCGGCGACGCCGAGGACUCGAUUCCGGAGGCCAGCGGCUGGUCACCAUUAGAGGCCUCCAGCAGGACCAUCUUGGACCUGUACACCAAUGGACACUCUGUGGGAAAAGGGGACGUGUCGGCACCGGAGGACGAAGACGAGGAGCCGCGAAACGCGACCGGUAAAUCUCUGGACGCUCUGGAAGAUUUAACCGAGAACAGUGACUUCAGCAUCCUGGAGAGCAGCUGCACGGCUGCAGGUGAAGGUCCGGAGGAGGUGGAGGAAGAGGAGGAGGAGGAGGAGCGUUAGUUCUGUCGCUCACGUUGUGGGUCUAACUUCAUUUUGUUUUUAAAAAGAUUUUAAGCUAUGCAUCUCCACUAACACUCAGGUAAGCUCUCUGCUGAGGGUGAAUGGCCUCUUUGGGAACAGCAGAGGGUGCUCUCGGUUUAGUUUUUUUUUUUUUUUUUUUUUUAUCCAUUAAGAUCUAAAAGGUCUUAUUGUUUAAAGAUAUCAUGUGAUUUAAAUGUUUUUGUUUAAUGUGAUUUCUCUGAAAUCUGGUCAUGUUGAAGGGAACUGAACUAUACACUUGAAUUAAAGGAUAGAUCCACAUUUCUUUGCUUUUUAAAGUCCAUAUAAACACUGGGGACUUUUUUUUUUAAGCGUUUUCUUGCUGUAAUUGUUCCCGUUUGUCCUUGAAAAGGAAAUCGGUCGUCUCAGUGAAACAAAGUCGACUUUGUGUCCUCUUCCAGUGGAAGAGAAGGAAAAGAGAGGAUUAACAACCUAAACUUCAUACAGUUAUUAUCCAAAAGCAGUCUGGAUCGAUCUGAAUUAUGAUAAUUUCUGGAUUGUGGAACUUGUUCUGAACAAAUUAUGUUUUAUAGGCAGUUAAUAUAUAUUUCUUAUUAAAAAUGUGGUUAUGGUAAAUAAAAUUUGAAGUAAUUCUAAGGAAGGCAGCUUCAGUUUAAACUAUAGUUAGAAUAUUUUCACCUUUUUUUACUAAAGCUGUUUAUUUUCUCUUAAAAGCCAGCAGCCUCGACAUGAACUAAUUAAUGGAAUCAGAAAUAACCCUUUAAAACAAUAGCACUUCAUUAAAAAAAACACUUAAUAAAUACAAAACUACCAAUCCUAUGAAUACAGCCUUAAUUCCACAUUGUUUUCACACACUACUGUUAUCACUUUUUUUUUAAAAAGGGACCUACUUUCACUGGUUUAUUGACCCGUUGCACAGAAAUGAGCCUCAUCACUACGUGGAUUGAUUUCUUUCUACACUGUAAGUGAGGACAAGAUGUUUUUUUUUUUUAAAGGAUGUUUCCUAUAUUUUAUAUCAUUAAGAAGUGUCGAUUUUAUUUUAUUUCAAAUAAAUAGUUUUUCUUCUUUAC
This is a messenger RNA of Cyclopterus lumpus (lumpfish), 3022 nucleotides long. RefSeq names its product sorting nexin 11 (gene snx11). The record is from RefSeq and is a predicted model, not a curated record. Gene Ontology annotation, molecular function: phosphatidylinositol binding. Gene Ontology annotation, biological process: intracellular protein transport. The transcript is spliced from 7 exons. Lineage: Eukaryota; Metazoa; Chordata; Actinopteri; Perciformes; Cyclopteridae. The coding region runs from base 354 to 1952 and encodes 532 amino acids.